This is a messenger RNA of Lodderomyces margitis, 5229 nucleotides long. It is a transcript of the gene UBR1, whose product is annotated as E3 ubiquitin-protein ligase. Gene Ontology annotation, cellular component: cytoplasm; ubiquitin ligase complex. Bases 1 to 5229 code for a protein of 1742 amino acids. Gene Ontology annotation, biological process: ubiquitin-dependent protein catabolic process via the N-end rule pathway; protein ubiquitination. Lineage: Eukaryota; Fungi; Ascomycota; Pichiomycetes; Serinales; Debaryomycetaceae. The record is from RefSeq and is a predicted model, not a curated record. The transcript has a single exon. Gene Ontology annotation, molecular function: ubiquitin protein ligase activity; zinc ion binding.
AUGGAUGAGGAUAGACUCAAACGAUUUUUGGUUGGGUUGCCAUCAGCUCUUUCAUUUAAAAAUACUUCAUUAGUAAAGGACUAUUUAUACAAAGCACUAUACUUUAUAUCGACAGACAAUGGUGAAUAUUUACUGCGAUUGUUUCCUGAUCUCCCGCUUAUUUCAAACUCAGCGCGAUCUGAGCUUGUCAAUUCAGAUUUCACAUUGGAAAACUUGGAUAUGCUCCCAUCGCUUCAAAAACCUGAGUCCAAAGAAUAUGCUCAUCCAAUCGACAAACCAUGUGCUAGACUAUUCAAGGCAGGCGAUCUGGUAUACAGAUGUGAGGAGUGCGGUUUCGACGACACGUGUGUCUUGUGCUCGUAUUGUUUUAAUGAACAAGACCACAUAGGUCAUUCAGUGCUGGUUUAUACAUCGAGUGGGACAUCUGGUGGGGUUUGUGACUGUGGAGAUCCCGAAGCGUUUGUCGCCACUUUGCACUGUAAAUGUUCUGCGAAAAAGGCAGCUAGCACAUCACAGCUGACCCCGGUUGAUGAACCAAAUUACGAAUUUUUGUAUCUGGUUGUAAAGGUUUGUCUCGAUUAUGUGUUAGACGUUACAAAUUCAAAUGUUGGCACGUUGCCAAUAAUUCAUGAACAUAUGAACAAGGGAUUACUCAGCUUCAACCCAAGAUCGUUGUCCAAUUACUUCUCCUUGCCAGGUGGAAAAUAUGGUGGUGCAAUUGAUGCAAACUCGAGCUAUUGGAACUUGAUAUUGUGGAAUGAUGAGUUUCAUGAUUUGGGCCAGGCAAUACAUGCUAUAAGGUUAGGACUCUCAUGCAACGAUAAUAAAGCAACUCAAAUUGCGAGAAAAAUUGACGAAGAGGGUUAUUGUGUUUUAAAGGGAGCAGAUACAUAUGAAGAGUUGAUGAAAUCAAAAGAGCUUGUCGAACGGGGUGGUUUAGUAUCCACAAUUGUUUCAACAAGAGAUCUUUUUCGCGAAGUAAUUGUGCGAGGAAUUUUCUUCUGGUUCAAUGAUAUUUUAGACUCCUAUGAUGAAGCCUUCAAGAUAAAAAGUCAAGAGGUAUUAACUCAGCUCCUUCUAGAUAAUGACUACAAAUUCGCAAAGGUUUUUCCGGAGGAGUUUCUUCGUGGUCUCACGAAUGGAAAUAUGGAUGAGUGCUACAAGAAUGGUAUCCCAAUUGAGGACAAGUUCGUUACCAGGUUCAAUUCAAACAAAGUAAGAUCUCCGAUCAGCGGGUUGGAUUUACGUGAGCGAUUAAUAUAUCUUCUAGCAGAACCUGAUUUGGAACUUCCACUCUCAAGAUUUCAGAUUCUCUUGAUAUAUCAAAUCAGAUUCCCCAAGCUCGUUCGAAAAAAGAUGGUUGCUAUAUUGUUGCCGCUCCUUGUCGCCAACAUUGAGUUGAAGGGGAAGUUUGCCAAGCAAUUCACCGAGAUAUACCCCAUGCUAUUAGCGAUUUGCGCAUACCUGGAUAGAGAAGACCAUUUAAACUUGAUAACUGAGAUAUCCUCUCAGCUUUACACAUGCCCAGUUACUGUGAAGAAGCUCCUAGAGUCAUCCCAUGUUAACUAUAUCAUCAACGGACUUGCCACAAUUAUAGAGGAAAGUUGUUCUGUUUGGGAUGAAGGAAUUGGGCACUGUAUAUUCAUAGACUCUGAUCAAGACACACAAAAAGAAAGAAGGUUAAAAACAGCUAUAUUUAGAGGUAUUCACGAUUUUGAGCACUUUUCAUCAGCAAACUUAGGACAACAGGCGUUACAAGCUUAUUUGCGCCCUAGAAAUUUCGUCUUUUUGGUUCUGUUUUUAAAGCUUUUCCACGACUUUUUACCAAUGACUAGGAAAUGUGGGGAUCAUGUGGAGCAAGAACUGAUGACGUUCAGGCUUCAUCCAGUCAUAUCGGCGCCCAUCUUGUCCUCGUUGAGAAAUAUAGCAGCAAGUCAAUCUGACCAUCCUAACUUGGACUGGGUAAUUCAAAAGCUCACAAAUUUUCUUGCUGGUGAAGAGAUGUAUCGAGUUGAAUGCGGCUUAGAUAACGUCAAGGUGAGUAAGCAUACCCACGCAUUUGUUCAUCCGUUGACAAGCUUCUUGUCGUAUCUAAUUCAGUUUAAUGGCUAUAAUGGUGUGUAUCCUUUGUUGGGGGACCAGAAUAGAGCGGUAACAAUGUUGUCUGAUGCUUCACUUAGAAGUAUUGUACUUGGGUCACAAAUCAAAAUUGGCUUUUGGAUUAGAAAUGGGGUUUCUGCAUCGCGCCAAGCAAGUAUGUACUUUGGGCCUGGAAUGUCCGACUUUACCUUUGCACGAGAUGUGCAUUUACAACAAGUUGCAUUGUUGAUUGGAAAUUCCGAAGAAAUGGUGAGAAACUUUUUAGCGAGAUGGGAGUUGAAAGACUGGUUUACCAACAAGGUGGAUUAUAAUGCUACGGUAUACGAGGAGCGAUUCUUUUCGAUAGUCGAAAGGUUUGUUGGCUUUGUGUACAAGUUGCUUACUGAUAGAUCCAUGUUUAGCCAAUUGUCAACCAAGGACAUGGAGCUAGAGGAAACAAAGAAAUUCUUGGCUUAUUAUUUGUGUGAGAAAGCUAGAAAUUAUACCACAUUGAGGUCAAAAGUGGACUUUAAUAUUUGUGAUUUGCCGGAAUUUGACGAAAUUUUGUACGACAUUGCUGAUUACCAGCCGCCGUCAGCGUUGCUCGAUACGGGACUAUACAGACUUAAGGAUUCGGUUUACUCGCAGCUAGAUCCUAUGGGACUAUUUUUAGAUCCAUCAAAGUUUCAGGUGUUGUACGAUGUAUUGACGAAAAAGUUGUCAAAAACAACAAAUGUUACAGAGGAAGAAGUCAUAUUGUCACCCCAUAUUUCCCUUUCUGGAAAUCCUACCAUGGAUAAUGAAUUGGGUGCGUUUUUGAAAACCACAUUGUUUGUUAAAGUCAUACACAAGCUUUUAAGAGUGGCUGUUGAUUCGGGAAAUGAAUCCUAUCUCCCACAGCUAUUGCACUUGAUACAUGCUAUAAUGUUGGAUGACGAACGUAUUCAUGGAAAGGACUACUUGUGCCAACUGUUUAUCGAUAUACCUAUCUGUGACUUGUUGUUGACCAUAGUGGAAUCCAAUAUGUCCAAGACUGUUAUACGUAAAGCCGAUUACUUAGUGGAACAGCUUCUAGUCAAGGACCCAAGAAUCCUUGAAAACUUGGUAAGUUGUUUCGGAGAAGAUUAUGUACAAUCAUUUAAAAAACGCAAGACGCAAUUAUUUGAAUCCAAAGCUGAGAGAGAAAAAAGAGUGUCGGAAGAAAGAAAGAUGAAAAUUAUGAAGAAAUUUUCAAAAAGGCAAGCAAAGUUUUUGAAGAAGAAUAAAAAAUUGAAUGAAGAGCAUGAUGAGCAAGCAGAACAAGAAGGAGGCGAUGCGAGGGUGUGUGUCAUUUGCGGAGAAAAGGAGUCUGCUGGUCAAGCGUUUGGAACUUUCCUAAUUGCCACAGAGGCUCCGUUAUUUUGGAAGGUCGGUAAUCUCUUCGAACCUAAUCUCUCAAGAACUUGGUCUGAAGAUUUGUAUGCAUAUUCGAAUAAGUCUGAAUUUGGCCAAGGAUAUAAUAUUUACUCAAAGUGGACUGAAUUCCAAAGACCUGUUUUCUCAUCUUGUGGUCACGGGAUUCAUCAUGAAUGUUUUAAAAGGGGAGCUGGAAAUAUUAAGUACUACCCAUGCCCCUUGUGCCGCACCUAUCAUGAUGCCUUUAUGCCUUUUGUGGCACACGAGCCUUUGGAAACUUCGGGAUUGCACCAUAUUGUGUUUGAUAAUUCCCGCUUGCUGGUGCUUGACAGCCCGAGCCAGAGAAAGAUGGAUGUCUUACGACACUUAUUUGUGCCCAAAGAUCAUGGAAUCGAGUACCAACAUUUUACUGAACUGAAGAGCAGGUAUGAAAACAAUUAUGACCAUUGGAUCUUGAAUAUGGGUAGUACCAUACAAAUGAGUGAAAUUGGUACUCGGUUAAAUGGUAGAUCUGGAUACUCUGACUUCUUGAGCCAGAUUCCCCAUGGUACAAAGACCUUGUUCAAAGCUUUGAUUCAGGGCCAAGUGAUGAUGGCUGAUCUUUGUGAUCCAUGGGACAGAGAGACGUGGAAACAUAGAAAAGAGUCUCUUUCAAGACUGGGAGAAGAGCCCAACUUCCAAAAUGGAGUAUUUAGUGAAACUUUGGUUCUGUUCUUCACUUCUGAGCAGUCGCUAGCCGUUUUAGCUAGAAAGGGGGUAUCAAGAAUUAUUGGGAAAUUGAUGGCUCGUACUAAAAUUGACUUAGUUGAGGACAUCGAUUCUGAGACACUUCAGAAAAAGAAUGCAUCUUCGUCCGGGUUUGAAAGUUUUGCUCAGAUUUGGUCAAACUUAGGUUUACCACUGAUUUUUGAACAAUAUGGACGUCACAUUUUUGAAAUCACACAACAAAUUGUGGGUGUGUACUUGAGGCAGGUGGUUAUUUUUCAACACAUUUUACUAAGCCAAUGUGGUGGUUCGUAUACUAUUGAUGGUGAGGCAUAUUCUCAAAUGGCUGACGAGAUUGAAAAUCAACCAAACAUUGUUGGGGUCGACCCAUUGACCAAAGUGUUGCAAAUACCUUCCCUUGAAGAGAUUUUUGCUCGUAUACAAACGCCAGAAACACUCGAGCAUAAAGAAUACGAGAUAGCAUUCGACACAAAUCACACUGGCUCUGCUGAUCAAUUUCUUGCCCUUGAUUUUCCUGGACAGAUUCAUUUAUGUACUUUGCCAGAGGAUUACCAAGGCGGAUUAUUACAAUUAUCCCAAAAGAAUGUAUUGCGCAAAUGCAUCUGUAUGUUUUGUGGUCAAUGGCUAAACAAACGUGAUCAACAUAGUCACAUGAAAAUAUGCUCCAGAUUUGGAAUAAUUUUUGACCCAGAGAAAAACCUCUUGCGAAUCAGCAUCCUCGUGGGUGAAAACUCACUUUUGCUUGAAAUUCCAGGUCCUUAUGUGACAAAGCACGGGGAACCAAAGGGAGUAAGAACCAAAGGUAAAGCUACAUUAAAUGAAAGAAAAUUCAAAGAAUUGAAUAGACUUUGGAUAAACCAGGGCCUAUAUAGCCAUGUGUCGAGACCAUUGUUUGGACACACCCCCAACAUGGUAAUGCCAAAUUUUGGGUUCCUUGCUGGUGCUGGAAAUGGUAUGGACCUAGAUGACGAAGAAGUCUGGGAUGCUGUUGAUGAUGACGAGGAUGAUCAAGAGUUUAUGUUCACGUAA